This is a messenger RNA of Podospora pseudocomata, 1278 nucleotides long. RefSeq lists its product as uncharacterized. Bases 1 to 1278 code for a protein of 425 amino acids. Lineage: Eukaryota; Fungi; Ascomycota; Sordariomycetes; Sordariales; Podosporaceae. The record is from RefSeq and is a predicted model, not a curated record. The transcript has 2 exons.
AUGCGCCCCCGUCACCUCCUCCUGCUCGCGGCGUCGUCCGGGUUGGCGAUAUGUGCGCCCAAUCCUGUGCCUGUGCCUGUGCCUGUCCCAGAGGCAGAGCCUAAUGUCGAAAGCAACGGGAACCAGAUAACGCUUUCGUCCGAGGAGUAUUAUUCUUCCGGAUCGGGGGCAGAGAGUGAUUUCGCCUCCUCUGCUACCUCCUCUGCCACCUCCAGCAGCAGUUUCAGCGUCAAGGCGACAACCUCGAAAGACGACGGCAAACGACUAAAAUAUCUCGACAGGGAUGCUCUCGACAAGGAGUAUGACGCUCUUGAGCGACUGAAGGUGCAAUUAAAGGAACUGGACGAAACGGUUAAACAACGGGAGGGGUGGUUCAAGAGUGUGGUUUGUGAGGGGGAGGACGGGGCAAAGGUGGAAUGUGUCAGUCCUGUUUGUGCUUUUGGGAAGGUUUUUAGUGGUGUUGCUGGGGGGCUAAGGAAACGCUCGGAGAAAUGCUGGGAGGGGAUGGGGAGAGAGGGGUUUCCUCUGCCGCCUUGGAGGGGGGGGGGUGAGAGGGGGGAAAGGGAGGGAAAAUAUCGUCCGCCGGGGUGGAUAAAGGUUUUGAAUUCGGGGGUGCUGGAGGUGUUGGUUAUUGUUUUUGGGGUAGGGUUGGGGGUGUUAAGUUGGGGGUUGAUGAGGGAUGGGAAGGGGGUAGGGGAUGGGGAGAGGUUGGAUGGACGACGACGGGGGUGCUGUGGGUGGAGGUGGAGGGGAGGGGAGGAGAAUGUUGAGGAGAGGGAAAAGUUGGUCGGGUUUGGUGAGCAUGCGGAUGGGGAGAGUAAUGAGGAGGCUGUUCCUCCGUGGGAAGAGCCGAGGUUUGAGAUUGGGAGUGAUAGUGAGAGCGAGGAUGGUGCGACUGGAACCACUGUGUAUGAUAUCCCGCGACCGCGUUAUCAACAACAGGAAGAGGCUGAAAGGAGGGUGCAAACUUGGGUUCCGGAGCCUGGGUACGAAAGCGAGAGCGAAGGCAUGGUCGCAGAUGGGAUCUACACUGUCCCGAGGCCCACUGCUGGUCAGGAAGACAGGGAACGGCAGCUAAGAGAUCAAGAUCUCGCUGCUAGGCAGAGAUAUGCUCCUAGUUUAAAUGAGAGUGACACUCUUGCAGGGACCCGGAGUCCGUCAGAGGUUGACAGCCUGGAGGGUGUGAGUAUGUCGCAAGAGUUGGCCGCCUUUAGGGAUGCCUUUGGGUUGGUGGAGGAUCUUGUUGCCAGCGUUGAGCAAAGGCGGCGGCAGAUAUGA